AUGGCGCUGGUUGGGGAGCCGCAGCAUGUGACUUACCAGGCCCUUGCCGAGGCGUCUGAGGAUGCUCCCAUCGAUUUGCCGGAAGACUCCCUCCGCAGGAUGCGGCAUGGCCAUCUGGCAGGAGGGCUCCUGUCCCUCAUCGUGGUCUUCUCCCUUUCUAUCAGCUGGCUUCCGCCGCCUCAGCCUCUGUCAGCUGACGCAGUGCACGACCUGAAGGAUGCGCCGGUCAUCGAGAUGAGCGUUGAUUCUUACACAGUGCCGAGCACCUGCUUGGGAGCCAUGCUGCUGGGCGCCCUGGCAGCGAACUGCUGCUGCGCCGCCUGUCACGGGGGGGAGUGCUGCGCGGAAGGAGGCUGCGGCUGCUGCGGACCCAGCUGCUGGGUCUCGGUCUUCGAGUCCCUGGGCUGCGUGCCGACAUGGACCCUUGCUUCGUUCUUCGUCCACCGCUUCGGCGGCAUCCCAUGCUUCAGCCUCUACUUGCUGAAGGGCCUCCUCUUUUCGGGCUGUGGCUUCUUAGGAGGUGUGACCCUGACGGGUGCUGCCGCGAUUGCCGGACUCCGCUUCUGCAGGGACUACAAUGAUGCGUGUGGCGGCUGCGUACAGUAG
Symbiodinium natans is the source of this 606-nucleotide messenger RNA. The record is from the annotation of a GenBank genome assembly. Lineage: Eukaryota; Dinophyceae; Suessiales; Symbiodiniaceae.